Molecule: messenger RNA, 2415 nt
Organism: Ricinus communis (castor bean)
Lineage: Eukaryota; Viridiplantae; Streptophyta; Magnoliopsida; Malpighiales; Euphorbiaceae
Product: synaptotagmin-4
Exons: 13
Coding region: 537-2240 (567 amino acids)
Cellular component (GO): endoplasmic reticulum
Molecular function (GO): lipid binding
Source: RefSeq, a predicted model, not a curated record
UAAGAAGGUUGAUUUCAACAAGCAACCAAAGUAUCAGAUCCCAUCAUUAAUUCAACUUUUAUUAUUCCAGCGCUUUUCUUUCUCUAACUAUAAAUCCCUAUUAUUUCAAACAUUCCCUCUUAAGACCCAAUCUUUUCAUUAUUUUCAUUUACACCAUUCAAUCGCAAACUUAAUGGACGCCGGAAAACCAAAGAACAGGGGCUCAUUUAGACAGCUAGAAAAGUUUAUCGUGUUAAAUAAAAUUUCAAAAAAGAAAAAGAAAAACAGAGAACACAUUACUUUUCUUCUUUCUCAGACGUGAUAACUUGAAACAAAAGAAUUAUUAGUUAGCAAAUUGCUAAUCGCAACAAUUUAAUUAAGACCCGCAAACCUCUUACUUCCUGUGAUUAAAAAAAAAAAAAAAAACUCGUUCUUGAUCCAAUCCUUGCCUCUCUGUGAUCUCAGACUCAUACACAUAAACUCAUUGUUAGCGCCAGAGUAAAAAGAAAAAAGAGAAAGAAAAACAAGAACAAAGGGUUGUUUGUCGUAUCAGAAAAAUGUCUUUCUUGGUUGGAAUGAUCAUUGGAAUGUCCAUUGGAAUUGGGUUGGUUGUAGCCUACGCUCGUUAUCAGAAUAUCAGAUCCCUGCGUCGUUCUCAAUUGGCAAAGACAGUAGCUGCAUUUGCGAGAAUGAAAGUGCAAGAUUCAAGAAAACUUCUGCCAGGAGAGUCGUAUCCAUCAUGGGUCGUCUUUUCACAGAGACAAAAGUUAACUUGGCUUAAUCUUCAACUUGACAAGGUUUGGCCUUAUGUUAAUGAGGCAGCGUCAGAGUUGAUAAGAACCAAUGUUGAGCCAGUUCUUGAACAAUAUAGACCAGCCAUAUUAUCCUCCCUCAAGUUUUCAAAAUUGACACUUGGUACUGUGGCUCCACAGUUUACAGGAAUUUCAAUUCUUGAAGAUGAAAGUGGAGCUGGAAGCGUCACUAUGGAGUUGGAGAUGCAAUGGGAUGGCAAUCCGAAUAUUGUUCUUGAUAUCAAUACCAGAGUUGGUGUGGCACUACCCAUACAGGUAAAAAAUAUUGGAUUCACUGGGGUUUUCAGGUUAAUCUUUAAACCAUUAGUUGAAGAGUUUCCUGGUUUUGGAGCUAUUUCUUAUUCCUUGAGACAUAAGAAAAAACUGGAUUUUAAGCUUAAAGUUGUUGGUGGUGAGAUAUCAGCUAUACCAGGGAUUUCUGAUGCCAUUGAGGAAACUAUUCGGGAUGCUAUUGAAGAUUCUAUAACAUGGCCAGUUCGAAAAAUUGUGCCAAUAUUACCCGGUGACUACAGUGAUCUGGAGGUGAAGCCUGUUGGAACGUUAGAAGUGAAGCUUGUACAAGGCAAGGAGUUAACCAAUAAAGAUAUUAUUGGAAAAUCCGAUCCUUAUGCAGUUGUAUUCAUACGUCCACUCCGUGACAGAAUGAAAACCAGCAAAGUUAUUAAUAAUCAAUUGAAUCCUCUCUGGAAUGAACACUUUGAGUUCAUAGUUGAAGAUCCAUCGACUCAACACUUGACAGUAAGAGUUUUUGAUGAUGAAGGGGUUCAGGCCUCUGAAUUCAUUGGUUGUGCUCAAGUGGCAUUGAAGGACCUUGAGCCUGGAAAAGUGAAGGAUGUAUGGUUGAAACUAGUCAAGGAUUUGGAGGUCCAGAGGGAUACUAAAUAUAGGGGUCAGGUGCAAUUGGAGCUUUUGUACUGUCCAUUCGGCACAGAGAGCAGCUUGAAGAAUCCUUUUAAUCCUGAUUACCAACUGACAACCUUAGAGAAGGCUAUUAAGAGUGGAGCUGAAGCAGCAGAUGAUGCUACUCUGGGAAGAUCAAACUCGCAGAAGAAGAGCGUUAUCGUGCGAGGAGUACUAUCAGUUAGUGUGGUAGCUGCAGAAAACUUACCGGCAGUAGACUUGAUGGGAAAGGCUGACCCUUAUGUAGUCCUUCAGAUGAAGAAAUCGGAAACGAAAGUCAAGACCAGGGUUGUAAAUGAGAGCCUAAAUCCUGUUUGGAAUCAAACAUUUGACUUCGUUGUGGAGGAUGCAUUACAUGAUUUGUUAAUUUUAGAAGUUUGGGACCAUGAUACUUUUGGAAAGGAUAAAAUAGGAAGAGUCAUCAUGACACUCACCAGGGUUAUAUUAGAAGGGGAAUUUCAAGAAAGUUUUCCAAUAGAUGGUGCCAAAUCAGGAAAGCUCUUCUUGCACCUCAAAUGGACACCGCAGCUCAAGUUUCGUGAAACUUGAUUGUUCGGAUCAUUAGAUAAAGGAUGGCUUCUUUGGCUAUUUUAUACCAAUAUACAGAUGAGUCUUGUUGGGUUAAUUUCAUAAAGUGCUCCCACUAUUUUUUGGCUAUUACAAAUGAUCCUAAUAUUUUAAUUUGUUGCAGUUAAGUCCUUUAAUUUUAAUUUUAUUUCAUAAA